Echinococcus granulosus is the source of this 921-nucleotide messenger RNA. RefSeq lists its product as hypothetical. The coding region runs from base 1 to 921 and encodes 306 amino acids. The transcript has a single exon. The record is from RefSeq and is a predicted model, not a curated record. NCBI's taxonomy places the organism in Eukaryota, Metazoa, Platyhelminthes, Cestoda, Cyclophyllidea, Taeniidae.
AUGACUUUACUGGCCCUGUUGUCAGUUAGUCUGCAUGCUGUACCCAUAGAGAAAGAGGGUGAUUUUAAUUCGAAUUUAGAGCAGACUCCCGAGGAGGACCAAUUCGAUGACAAUGUCCAAAUGAUAUUCUGGUUCUGGGACAACAGUGACGAUGAUAAAGACGCAGCUGACGGCUACGACAAAGAUGAUGAUGGUGAUCGAUAUGAUAAAGAUGUCGAAAACAGAUACGACGGGGACGACGAUGACAGCAGAUAUGAUGGAGAUGAGGAAAAAGGCGACGACUCAUAUGAUAGAGACGAUGACGAUGUCAGGAAUGAUAUUGAUGACAACGCCAAAUCAGAUAGCGAUGACGGCAGUAGAAGAGGAAAUCGAUACGGGAUUGGAAGGAGAAGAGACGAUCGGUAUGAUGCCAUGUGCGUCUGUGAUGACAACAGCCGCUAUGAUGUGGACGACGACGAUAGCCGAAGAAGUCGACACAGGAUUGGAAGAGGAGCAGAUCGUCAAAAUGAACGAGAUUUGGAUACUGAUGAGGACAAUGAUGAAGAUGCCAGAAAAGUCAUUAAUGACACCGAUCUAUGUGAUGAGGAUGACGACGGUAGAGGAAGAAGUCGACACAGGGUUGGAUGGAGAAGAGGUAGUCGAUUUGAUGGAUGCGUCUGCGAUGGCAACAAUCAAUAUGAUAGGGAUGAUGAUGAAGAUAGAGAAAGAAAUUUGUAUGGGACUGGAAAAAUAGUACAUCGUCAAUUUGAUAGAGAUCUAGAUGAUGACGACGAUGUAGGUGGUGAUGACAACGAUGAUGGUGACGCGCUUUGGGACAUUGCCGGCAAAGUGAGACGGGUGAACAUGCUCAGGCGAGAUCGUGGGCGCCACGCCUAUGAAGAUGGCGGAGAUUAUGAUGAUGGAUCCUUUCAUCUAAACUAA